AUGGAAUUAGACAAAUUGGACCAAAAGCUGAAGGUGCUAAAAAGGAAAGGAGUUAAUGUGUCUAUAAAAAACAGGAAGUUGGCUGAUAGAGAGAUUCAGGAAGCAGGUUUAAACCGGAAACCAAAAGUCUACAGCAUGGAAGAUGUGAAUGACGGAGCCGAACCAGUAGAGGAUGCGGAAACAUCUGAUAAAGAUAAAGCUUUUCAUUACACCGUUCAGGAGUAUAAUGCAUGGAAACAGAAGCAGAAUCAAAGGAAAAAUGGGCAAGGCCAACGCAGUGGGAAUUCAUACGAUCAAGUCGCGAAAUUGAGUUAUGAAAAGACUUUAAGGAAUCUCGUUACACAGAACUCCAAUAAAAAUGAAAACUCGGUCAAUAAAAAUGACAGUAAUAGCUCACCGAAAAAUGGUGCGAUCCAUAAAAUUCAAAGAAAUAUCAAAACAGGUAAGAUUGAAAUUGUAGAUGAUGAUAAAUUAGUAAAUAAGUUAGCUUUUACUUUGGAAUCUGAAUCAAAGAAGAGAUAUGAGGCAAGGAGAAAGCAAAUGGAAAAUGCCAAAACACCAUCUAGCGUUGAAAGCUUUAUUAAUGAUAAGAAUAAACAAUUCAAUGAAAAAUUGAGCAGAGAGCCAAAAGAUUCGAACUGA
Messenger RNA from Saccharomyces kudriavzevii IFO 1802, 642 nucleotides. RefSeq names its product Syf2p (gene SYF2). NCBI's taxonomy places the organism in Eukaryota, Fungi, Ascomycota, Saccharomycetes, Saccharomycetales, Saccharomycetaceae. The coding region runs from base 1 to 642 and encodes 213 amino acids. The record is from RefSeq and is a predicted model, not a curated record. The transcript has a single exon.